AGGCACACGCCUGUGAGACGAGCAGGAUGACGGGCAGCUUUUCCCGGACUGUCACUUGAGCCCGGUCGGCUUCACGCAGAGGUACCCCGCUGCUAGACGGGAUCGUCUCGGGCGAAGUCAAAACACCAGGCCUCACUGGACCCGACUCCCUGUGAGGCCCUCUGGUCAUGGCAGCAUCUUCGAUGGGCCCUUGGAAUGCGAAUUUGCUGGUUGCUGUGGUACUGCUGUGUGCCUGUACGUCUGCUUCAGGACUAAGAAAAUGCGUCGCAGUACCGCGCAUCAACAUGGCCGUGGAUGUGAGAACAUCUUUGGCAAGAGCCCAAACUUUUCUGAAGUCGCAGAGAAGUUUAAAUCCAGAGGACUGCAUCCAGGAAUGUUGCUUGGGAAACGCAGUUCAAGGUGUGAAGUGCAACUUGGUUGUGUACAACCCUCCUGCAGCAGGACAAGAAAACUGCUGGUUAUUUUACUGUGAGAAAAAGACUGACUGUCCACUGACGAAAACGCCAGGGAGGACCACCUAUCUGCUAAACGAUUUUUUUACAAAACCUCCAACUACCAUAACCACCACUAGGAGGACCGCUACUAGCACCACAAUGACAUCGACCUCCACUGACAGAAAAACAUCCACUAGACCUACAACACCAACCACUACAACCACAAAAUCUACCACAACUACUAGAAAACCGAAUACUAUAAAUACAAUGCCAACUGCUACAAAAUCAACCACUACUACCACAACUACUAGAAAACCAACAACUACAACCACAAUGUCUACUACUACUACUAGAAAACCAAUCACUAAAACCACAACACCAACCACAACUACCACUACUACUAGAAAACCAACCACUAAAACCACAACACCAACCACAACUACCACUACUACUAGAAAAACCAUGACUACAACCACAACACCAACCACAACUACCACUACUACUAGAAAAACCAUGGCUACAACCACAACACCAACCACUACUACUAGAAAAUCAACCACUAAAACCACACCAACCACAACUACCACUACUACUAGAAAACCAACCACUACAACCACAACACCAACCACAACUACCACUACUACUAGAAAACCAACCACUAAAACAACAACACCAACCACAACUACCACUACUACUAGAAAAACCAUGACUACAUCCACAACAUCAACCACAACUACCACUACUAUUAGAAAACCAACCACUAAAACCACAAUACCAACCACAACUACCACUACUACUAGAAAAACCAUGACUACGUCCACAACACCAACCACAACUACCACUACUACUAGAAAAACCUUGACUACAACCACAACACCAAACCAAAACACAAAACCAAAGAUCACAACCAGAAAAAAUACCAUUACAACAAAACAGACCACUACAAGCAAGAAAAUAACCACUAUAUCCACAAAGUCAACAACCACCAGAAAAACUACUAGUGCUACUACAAAAAUCAGUGUUCAGCCUGGUGUCCCCGCCCACUCUGACACAUCUCCUACAUUGGAUGCGAUAAUGAAAGCCAGUGGCCUGCGGGGGGCGCUGGUUGCAGGUUUGAUAGCUGGGGUGAUGGCACUGACCAUCGCGGUCUCUUGGCUGGUUAAAAAAGCUAAAGAAUCAUAUGCCCCAAAAGGGUAUGCAAAACUUCCCUUUGAUGAGCUGUUUUAUGAAUUAUAACCAUGUGUUCACAGACUUAUGAAGACUGCAAAAAAAUCAAAUGUUUUAGCAUCCUUAAGAAUCAGAAAAACGUUUUCUUAAAGAAGUUGCUUUUUUUAUUAGUACAGAUGUCAUU
Messenger RNA from Brienomyrus brachyistius, 1785 nucleotides. It is a transcript of the gene mansc1, whose product is annotated as MANSC domain containing 1. The record is from RefSeq and is a predicted model, not a curated record. NCBI's taxonomy places the organism in Eukaryota, Metazoa, Chordata, Actinopteri, Osteoglossiformes, Mormyridae. The transcript is spliced from 4 exons. The coding region runs from base 168 to 1670 and encodes 500 amino acids.